Molecule: messenger RNA, 723 nt
Organism: Synchytrium microbalum
Lineage: Eukaryota; Fungi; Chytridiomycota; Chytridiomycetes; Synchytriales; Synchytriaceae
Exons: 4
Coding region: 1-723 (240 amino acids)
Cellular component (GO): plasma membrane
Source: RefSeq, a predicted model, not a curated record
AUGUCUACAAUGAACUACCGUUGGUCUGCCUUCCUUGCCUCGAUAUUCGUCAUACCGACCUUCAUUCUCGCCAUAUUGGUGUUGCUCUCUGGAUACCAAGUCAAGAGUAUAGCACUAGCUACACUGACUGCUACUGGUAACUCGCUCUCAGUACUUGUAGCUCAGGCCGAAGGCUCGUAUAUGACUCUCACACCAUGGGGCUAUUGUCUCCUCUCUUCAAACGGUGUAUUCACAUGCAACAAUGUCCAAUUCAGUCAAGCCUUCAACUUUUCGGCUGCCUUGGACAUACCUCAACAGCAAAUACCAGUCCUGGGAGACUAUCUUACACUGAUUGCCAACCUCAAGGCAUCAGGGUAUAAUGCAAACAACCCAUUUGUCUUUACAGCCUUAUUUGUGGGAGUUAUAGCUUGGGGAUUGGUGCUACUGGCUAUUGUAUUCGGGGCUACGUGCUUCAAGCGUGUGCUAGGAAUCGGAGCUUUUCUCGCAGGUGUUGGAACGGCUGCCAUGAUUUGUGCUUCAGUCGCAUCAUACGUCACAUACAGCACGAUGCAAAAGCUAUUCAAUCAAGCCUCAAACGGGGCUUAUACAAUCUCAACAACUAAUGGAACCAUUAUGUGUGUCGUCGCUAGCUGCCUCGGAGCUUUAGGUGGUAUCAUAUUGAUCCGAGCUGGUGUACUGGCAUACAGGAGAAACCUCAAGGACUCGCAAUAUUAUGAAAAUUAG